Molecule: messenger RNA, 711 nt
Organism: Balearica regulorum gibbericeps (East African grey crowned-crane)
Lineage: Eukaryota; Metazoa; Chordata; Aves; Gruiformes; Gruidae
Source: RefSeq, a predicted model, not a curated record
GCUGCUGUCACGCCUGCGAGUUGCUUAGCUCAGAUGGGCGGACCCAAAAACACGGCGCUCGCAGAGCCCCAUGUCCCAGACCCUGCUGUGCUUACGACCUGCACAGGAGCACAAGCCGUAACAGCCGGCCCGGCGCUGCUGGCAGAGUUCAUGUACGCAACAACAGGCUGCUCUCUGACACUCCAUCACACAGAAAAGCCAGAACACGAAGACAUCUGUGAGUACCGUCCCUACUCCUGCCCAUGCCCCGGUGCCUCCUGUAAGUGGCAGGGAUCCUUGGAAGCCGUGAUGUCCCACCUUAUGCAUGCCCACAAAAGCAUUACCACCCUUCAGGGAGAAGACAUUGUUUUUCUUGCCACAGACAUUAACCUUCCAGGGGCGGUUGACUGGGUGAUGAUGCAGUCGUGCUUCGGUCACCACUUUAUGCUGGUGCUGGAGAAACAAGAGAAAUAUGAAGGUCACCAGCAGUUUUUUGCCAUCGUGCUGCUCAUCGGCACCCGUAAGCAAGCAGAGAACUUUGCGUACAGACUGGAGCUGAACGGCAACCGCCGACGGCUGACCUGGGAGGCAACGCCCCGCUCCAUCCACGACGGGGUGUCCGCAGCCAUCCUGAACAGCGACUGCCUAGUUUUUGAUACGGCUAUAGCACACCUUUUUGCUGACAAUGGAAACCUCGGCAUUAACGUGACUAUUUCUACGUGUUGUCCGUGA